Lactuca virosa is the source of this 3844-nucleotide messenger RNA. The record is from the annotation of a GenBank genome assembly. Lineage: Eukaryota; Viridiplantae; Streptophyta; Magnoliopsida; Asterales; Asteraceae.
AUGGCGACGACGAUUACGAAGAACGGGAGUCUUACUGAGGCUAAUAUAGAUGACGGUGAAAUCGGUGACACAGUGGUGAAGGAUGAGGUUGCUGUUGAUGAUAAGAAAAGGCGCCAUCCUAUUGUUUGUGGUCUACUUGCUGGUGAUAAUCACAAACGGCGCCGUGCUGUUGAUGAUCGGCACCGAUAUCUUGCUUGUCGUGCACCUUCUUCUUUGCGCUCUCCUCAUACUCUGCCUCUCAAUCACGAAAAAGUAGAAGACAUUAAUUUUAUUUCUCCAUGCUAUAAUGCUGUACGUAGCAGUAGCACAGCGGGAUUGUUGGCUGAAAAGAAAGAGAAUCAGGAAAUAAAAGAGGAACGAACUGAUUUGAUGGACGAUAAAGGAAUUGAAGAACAAAAUAGGGUUUCUGAACCUGAAGCAGACGCGAAACAGGGUCUUCAAAUGAAGAAGAAGAGAGGUAGGAAAAGAGGUUGGAAAAAGCACAAUGGGAACACUGGGGCUGCGAUUAAAUCUGAAAAAAGUACUUCCACAGAUAGAAAACAUGAAGCUAUUAAAGGAAAUGAAGAACAAAAUAGGGUUUCUGAACCUGAUGCAGAGGAGAAACAGGGUGUUCAGAUGAAGAAGAAGAGAGGUAGGAAAAGAGGUUGGAAAAAGCACAAUGGGAACACUGGGGCUGCGAUUAAAUCUGAAAAAAUUCCUUCCACAGAUAGAAAACAUGAAGCUAUUAAAGGAAAUGAAGAACAAAAUAGGGUUUCUGAACCUGAUGCAGAGGAGAAACAGGGUGUUCAGAUGAAGAAGAAGAGAGGUAGGAAAAGAGGUUGGAAAAAGCACAAUGGGAACACUGGGGCUGCGAUUAAAUCUGAAAACGGCCCUUCCACAUAUAGAAAACAUGAAGCUUUCAACUCCAGCAUGAAGGAUGGUUUCAAGCUGAAUAAUUAUGCCAAGAACAUGGUUCUCGAUGAAAAUGGAAAUCUAGUUCAUGUACAAUCAAACAUGUGUCAUCAGUGUCAAAGGAACGACAAGGGACGAGUUGUUCAGUGUCAGAAAUGCACUACAAAGCGUUACUGUGUUCCUUGCAUGACAACAUGGUACCCUAACAUGACAGAGGAGAUGUUUGCUGAGUGUUGCCCUGUUUGCUGUGACAAUUGCAACUGUAAACAUUGUUUGCGUGAUGUGGACCCUAAAGUGAAAAAGAAGAUUGAUUUCAAACCUAAUGAUGAUCAGAAAGUUCGAUAUUCUAUUUAUAUCCUACAUGUGCUUUAUCCAUUCUUGAAACGCAUCAAUGAGGAGCAGAUAAAGGAGAAAGCAAUAGAGUCUAAAAUUCAAGGGUCUUCUUUAUCAGAGGUACGGUUGAAGAAGGUAAAGUGCUUUGUGGAUGAACGGGUGCGCUGUGACAGCUGUAAAACAUCAAUUUUUGACUUGCAUAGAAGAUGCCCUUCUUGUCAUUAUGACCUUUGCCUUCAAUGCUGCUGGGAAUUGCGAGAUGGCAACCUUCAAGGAAACAAGGAAGAAGUUAUUUUUGAAUUUAAUGAUCCUGGUCCUGAUUACUUACAUGGGGGGAAGCGCCUUAAAGUAAAGAAGGCUGCUGAAGAUCCUGCACCAAAGGAAAAGCAAACUCAUGAGUGGAAGUCUCUGGAUGAUGGCAGAAUCCCUUGUCCACCAGAAACCAUGGGUGGUUGUGGUCAUGGGAUUUUAGAGUUGAUGCACAUAAAACCACUUGACAGUGUUCCAAAAUUGCUAGAGAAAGCACAAAAGUUCUUAAAGAUGUACAAACUUGAGGAAGAUAUGAGGGAUAUGCCUGAGAAAUGGUGCACAUGUUCUUCAGAUGGUGGUGAUGAGCAGUUACGAAAAGCUGCUUCUCGUGAAAAUUCCAGUGACAAUUACUUGUAUUGCCCAUGUGCAAUAGACAUUAAACCUGGAGAUUUGAAACAUUUUCAGUGGCAUUGGUCAAAAGGGGAGCCAGUAAUAGUGAGUAAUGUUCUAGAAACUACACUUGGGCUGAGCUGGGAACCCAUGGUCAUGUGGCGUGCUUUUCGCCAGAUUACAAAUCUCAACCAUGAUAGGCUCUUGGAUGUGACUGCUGUUAAUUGUUUGGAUUGGUGUGAGGUUGAUAUUAGUGUUCAUCAGUUUUUUAUUGGGUAUUUGGAGGGUAAAGAUGACAUAGAAGGGUGGCCUUAUAUCCUAAAGUUGAAAGCCUGGCCCAUAUCAAAUUUAUUUGAAGAACGGUUACCACGUCAUGGUGUUGAAUUUAUCACUUCUCUACCCUUUAAAGAAUAUACGCAUCCUCGUGAUGGCUACCUUAAUCUUGCAGUCAAGUUGCCUCCAAGAUCUCUGAAGCCAGACAUAGGUCCUAAAACAUAUAUAGCUUAUGGCUUUUCUGAAGAAUUAGGACGUGGAGACUCUGUAACUAAACUUCAUUGUGAUGAUUCUGAUGUGGUGAAUUUGUUGACUCAUACUGCAAGUGUGACCCCCAACCCCGAACAGCUUAAAGAGAUUGAUAAAUUGAAACAACAGCAUAGGGCUCAGGAUGAGAUGGAACUUUUUGGAUUGGCAGGGAAGACUCAACUUGAUGUUGAUAACAUGAAAGAUGUUACUUUCCAAAAAGGGACACUAGGUAGUUGUGUGGAUGGAUCUGAUCUGGGAGAGGGAGGUGCUCUGUGGGACAUCUUUAGGAGGGAGGAUACUCCUAAACUUGAGGAAUAUCUCAAAAAACACUUUACAGAGUUUCGGGAUGUCUAUUGUUGUCCUGUGCAGAAGGUUAUCCACCCACUUCAUGACCAAACAUUCUACUUAACCAUGGAGCAUAAAAGGAAGCUCAAGGAAGAAUUUGGAAUUGAAGCAUGGAGUUUUGUACAAAAGCUUGGGGAUGCUGUCUUUAUACCUGCUGGAUGUGCCCAUCAAGUUAGAAAUCUAAAGUCAUGUAUAAAAGUAGCACUGGACUUUGUUUCUCCUGAAAAUGUUGGUGAAUGCAUUCGGUUGACAGAUGAUUUCCGCCUUCUUCCCCAAAAUCAUAGGGCUAAAGAAGAUAAGUUGGGGGUGAAGAAAAUUGCAGUUUAUGCAGUGGAGGCAGCUGUGAAGGACUUGGAAAAUUUUGUUCCCAAGAACUCUCAACAUCUUGAAGACUCCCUGGAUCAUUUAAGCCCUGAAUGCUCUGAAAACAUGGAAUUUUUUCCAAAUAUUAACCAAACCUCACAAAAUAGUGAAAAGGGUGCAAGAGGUGAAGAAAUGGGAGUAGAUAUUGAUCAUGACACAGCAAGUGAAGAAGGGGACAAUUCUGAACACUCCAACCAAGAGUCUAAGGUAUCACAGUCUUCUCUGUCUGUUGAUGAAUUUAUUGCACAACUUCGUGCAAUUAGGGUUACUAGAGACAGAGAAGUUGAACUCAUGGGAAAAAAAGUUGAAAUCAUGGAAAAAAGACUCGACUUGAAGCUAAAAAAGGAAGAAAUGAAGGCUAAGAAGUUGCAUCACAUGCAUCUUAAUACACUGUUGUUGAAAGACCACUUGUCGCCUGAAGAUGAAGACAUUAAGCGACAUUUAUGGGCGAUGUUGUAUGGGAAGCUAUUGUAGUUUAUUUUAAUAUCUUUUGCUGUUUUACAAGAAACAUGUCUAUGAUUCCUACUUUUGUCUGUUACUAUGGGAUUGUGACAUGCACACAAAUAGAAGUAGAACAUGUGUCAUGAGGUCCUCAAAGAACCACCUACACAAUGGGAACACUAAUACCUAAAGCAAAUAUAGCAUAAACUUUGUAUGUAUGAGUUUGACUAACACUUGAUUUUGGUUGGAAAUUAGAUGAAAUGGGUGGCAUUAAACUUUUAAAUGAUUGCUAUACUGUGAGACUUUUCCU